Chrysochloris asiatica (Cape golden mole) is the source of this 1605-nucleotide messenger RNA. RefSeq names its product dimethylaniline monooxygenase [N-oxide-forming] 5-like. Lineage: Eukaryota; Metazoa; Chordata; Mammalia; Afrosoricida; Chrysochloridae. The coding region runs from base 1 to 1605 and encodes 534 amino acids. The transcript has 8 exons. Gene Ontology annotation, molecular function: NADP binding; flavin adenine dinucleotide binding; N,N-dimethylaniline monooxygenase activity. The record is from RefSeq and is a predicted model, not a curated record.
AUGCCAGGGAAAAAAGUUGCAGUGAUUGGUGCUGGGGUCAGUGGAUUAAGCGCCAUUAAGAGCUGUCUGGAGGAGGGACUGGAGCCGACCUGCUUUGAACGAAGCUAUGACAUUGGAGGACUGUGGAGAUACGAGGAGAAGACUGAAGGUGGCAGGCCAAGUAUCUAUAAAUCUGCCGCCAGCAACACUUCCAAGGAAAUGACUGCCUACAGUGAUUAUCCCUUCCCUGAUCAUUAUCCCAAUUAUUUGCACAAUUCCAAAAUCUUGGAGUACCUCCGGAUGUACACCGAACAGUUCCACCUUAUGAAAUACAUCCAGUUUUUGUCAAAGGUGUGCAGUGUGAGAAAACGCUCUGAUUUCUCCUCGACGGGACAGUGGGAUGUUGUGGUAGAGACACAAGGGAAUCAGGAGACCUAUGUAUUUGAUGGGAUCAUGGUGUGUACUGGCCUUUACUCCGAUCCCUUCUUACCACUUCAGAACUUCUCAGGGAUCAAGAGGUUCAAAGGCCAAUAUAUCCACAGUUGGGAUUACAAGACGCCAGAGAAAUUCCAGGGGAAGAGAAUUAUUGUUGUUGGCAUUGGAAAUUCUGGAGCUGAUUUGGCAGUAGAGCUCAGUCAUGUAGCUGCACAGGUGUUCCUUAGCACAAGACGAGGUGCAUGGAUUUGGAACCGGGUCUGGGAUAAUGGGAUGCCCAUGGACACUAGUCUCUUCACUCGUUUGAACUCUGUCCUCAUAAAAGUCUACCCAACAUUUUUAAUUAACAGAUGGGCAGAGAAGAAAUUAAAUACACGAUUUAACCAUAAUAUUUAUGGCUUGCAACCUCGACACAGAUUUCUGAGCCAUCAAGCUACUUUCAGUGAUGAUCUACCCAACCAUAUAAUUUCUGGAAGAGUUUUGGUGAAACCAAAUGUGAGAGAAUUCACUGAGACGUCAGCUAUCUUUGAAGACGGCACAGAAGAAGACGUUGAUGUUAUCAUCUUUGCCACAGGAUAUACUCUUUCAUUCCCUUUUUUGGAAAACGAUUCAACAAUUAUGGACAACCAUCACUCCAUGUUUAAAUUUGUCUUCCCUCCUCAGCUAGAGAAGCCAACACUAGCUUUCAUCGGUAUCCUCCAACCAGUGGGAGCCACCAUUCCCACGUCAGAACUCCAGAGCCGAUGGGCUGUACGCGUAUUCAAAGGACUAAACAAAUUACCUUCUGUGAGUGACAUGAUGACUGACAUAACAACGAGGAGGACUAAAACUAGAAAAGAAUUCCUGAAUAACCCCCGUGACUCACACAGAGUUCAGUAUGUGGAUUACAUGGAUGAAAUUGCCACCGAAAUCGGUGUGAAACCCAGCCUGUUCUCAUUGUUCUUAUGGGAUCCAAAGCUGGCCAUGGAGGUUUUAUUUGGUCCAUGCACUCCAUACCAGUACCGUCUGCAGGGCCCAGGGAAAUGGCAUGGGGCCCGGGAAGCCAUCCUGACCCAGAGAGAGCGGAUCAUCAAACCCCUGAGGACUCGCAUCCUCAGCUGUGGGCAGCCUUCCUCGUCUGUGCCACUUUGGCUUAAAAGUAUCUGUGCUGCUUUUCUCUUCAUUGUCACGUUAGUCAUUAUUCAAGGGUAA